Molecule: messenger RNA, 1203 nt
Organism: Triticum dicoccoides
Lineage: Eukaryota; Viridiplantae; Streptophyta; Magnoliopsida; Poales; Poaceae
Exons: 4
Coding region: 1-1203 (400 amino acids)
Source: RefSeq, a predicted model, not a curated record
AUGGCGGAAGACCGCAGCUGGAUGUACACGGGCCGCCAGAGCCGGAAGAAGUUCACCCCCGAGUGGUUGGAGAAGACGACCGAGUUCGUGGAGCGCGCCUUCCGCAUCCUCCCGCCGGGGCGCCAGGCCUUCGUGCUGUGCCCCUGCGCUCGCUGCGAGUUCAGGCUGUACAGAUCGAAGGACGAGAUUCAGCUGCAUCUGUUCAAGAACGGGUUCGCGCCAGGGUACACGGUGUGGGUGUACCACGGCGAGCGCCACAACCCCCAGCCUGCUAAGCCGUCCGACGACCACCCCAAAGAGAAUGGCGAUCUCAACGGGAAGAAGGAUGGCGCCGGCGGUGGCGAGCAAGCGUCGAAAUCAGCGCAGGGGACCAAGAAGUGGGUGUGUGCAAGAGGCAAGCCACCAAAGAAGGAUCAACUGUGGGCGCGGGCUGCGGCGCAGGGAGAGGGAGGCCCGGCGACGAUGGCGGAAGACCGCAGCUGGAUGUACACGGGCCGCCAGAGCAUGGGGUCGAUCACCCCCGAGUGGGUGGAGAAGACGACCGAGUUCGUGGAGCGCGCCUUCCACGGCGUCCCGCCGGAGCGCCAGGACGUCGGCAUGCUGUGCCCCUGCGCGCGCUGCCGCAACCGCAACAGGCGGCCGAGGACCAAGUACGCCAUGCAGCUGGAUCUGGGAAGGAACGGCUUCAUGCCAGGGUACACGGUGUGGGUGCACCACGGCGAGGGCCACAACCCCCAGCCUCCUAAUCCGUCCGACGACCACCCCGGCGAAGAGAAUCUUGACGGGAAGAAGGAUGGCGCCGGUGGUGUAGAGCAAGUGUCGAAGACGCAGGGGACUAAGGAGUGGGAAAUGCCCUUGCUUGAGGCGUAUGCAAGAAGCAAGCUACCAAAAGAGGAUCAAAUUAAGUGGAGCUACCAAAAAUACCUGUGGGAACAAGAGAAAAUCAAGCAGCAGCAGCAGCAGAGUGCACCAAAGACACUGCCAUUGCACACCUCUGGUUCGCCCACUGCCAAGCCUGCUGAAGAUGAAGGGCGCAAUGUCAGCGUGCCGGAGCCUGAACUUGAAGAUACGGCAACGUCAACAGCUGAUGGCCCUGCAGCUAAUCCGGCAACGACAGCCAACGCGCGUGGAGUUCAGAUCCCAGCUGCACCGACGGCUCGUCCCAAGCGCAAGGCAGGCCCGCCCGGGUGGCAUUCCGUGUAA